Colletotrichum spaethianum is the source of this 696-nucleotide messenger RNA. RefSeq lists its product as uncharacterized. The transcript has a single exon. Bases 1 to 696 code for a protein of 231 amino acids. The record is from RefSeq and is a predicted model, not a curated record. Lineage: Eukaryota; Fungi; Ascomycota; Sordariomycetes; Glomerellales; Glomerellaceae.
AUGGCGGUCAUUUCGCGUCUCAGUCAGCUCACGGCGGACCAAAAGCGCAUGUGCGACGACCUCCUUGCUGUCCUCAUCCACCGCAAUCAUCCCAUCGACUCCCCUACCUUAGACGAGGUUCGUGAUGAGUUCUGGACCAGAGUGUUCACGUCCAACUGGACCACCAGCGAUCCCAACAUUGCCCCUGCCCAGCUCCGCAAGCGCACCAACGACGAAAGCGCCCUCAUCAUCGGCACCCUCAACCAGAACGUCCCCAAGAACGGCAACAUCCCGGGGUACCGCCGCGCCGGCCAGCCUGUGCUACUCAAGGUCAGCAUGAAAAUCGACCCUCACUUGGACGUGGCCGUGGCCAGCUUCUUCUGGGUCGACCAGCAGGGCCACCGCGGAUCCGAGCUUUCCAACGCCUCCAUUGACAUCGAGGGAGAUCUCACCCUCGCCGAGGCCAAGAUCGAGGUCGGCUUGCACUACGAUAUGAACGAGAAAGACCGUAUUGGCAACUGGAAUUGGUCCAAGAUUACCCACUGGGGUCGCGCGCGACUAAUCAACCUGGCUCAGGGCAACACCACUCUUGCCGGAGAGGAUGUAGAGGAGCUCAAGCCGGUGCGCUUGGUCCAGGAGCAUUGGAUGCACACGGAGGAGGAUGAUCAAAACUCUCCAAGCCAGGAUAGAGCUCAAGAUGGUGUUGUCGAGGUUUAG